AUUCAAGCUCACUUCCUGAACAAAGGCGAUCGAUCCCAGCAGUUCAGUCAAUUUCAGAGGAAUUACAUCUCAUUGCUCCGGUGAUUUCUGGCCAUGGCUGAGAGAAUAUAUUUUAUCUGGAAUCAUUUGUUACCUUAGUCAUACUUUCCCACAGAUUUAUCUCGGCAGUUUGACCAGAUCAUUUGCGUCAAUCAGCGACCACUCGGCUGUGACUCCAUCUUCCCACGCGGGACGCGUUGAAUGUAUAUGUUUGUCCUUGCACGUCGCGUUGCAUCGGGCUGCACCUAUCUGCGAAUGGGCCGUCAGCAGACUCUAGGCAAAUUCUUCGAUAUGCCCAAAUCCACGAAAGCCGCACCUCCUCAACAGUCAAGUCUUGCCGAAAUGUGGGGGCGAAAGAAGCAAGUGACGGACGCGCCUCAGGACGCGCUCAAGACUAAAAGUGUUCCCAUGGAAGUGGAUUCCGCACCGAGGCCUCAUAUUGAGCCCGGUAGCCGAUUUCUGAAAGAGGAAACGCCUUCAGAUGAUGUUCAACCCGAAAGCUCGGGUUCAAAACGGAAAGAGAACGCGACGGAUGGUGGCUCACGCGUGAAACGACGGAGGAUAAUAGAUUCGCACUCUGAAGACGACGGUGUUGCCGCCAGGGAACCAUCACCCUCCUCUUCAAACAAGUUAUCUCCACCCAAAUCACUGAAGUCCCGGGGCAAAGCCAAGGCCAUAGUGAAAUCGGAGGAAGACGAGGCGGAACCCGCGGUUCCAAGCGCAGACGAAGGAGAAGACGAAGUCGAGAUUGAUGACGAAAUGGAUUCCGACUUGGACACACCUGAUGCUGGUGAGGCUUCUAAGAUAGCAGAGGCUGCACUUGCGCGAAGAGGGGAUGUGGAUGUGAAAGGUGGCUGGAAAGUUGGGACACCAGUUCCAUACGCCGCGCUAACGAAGACCUUUGCGCUGAUUGAAGCAACCACGAAGCGUUUAGAGAAAACAGCCCUGCUGACCUCUUUUCUAUAUCUGGUGAUUCAACGGAGUGCAGAAGGAGACUCCAAGUCAUUACUUCAAGCUGUGUAUCUGUGUAUCAAUCGACUGAGCCCAGACUACGUCGGCGUUGAGUUGGGUAUCGGAGAGAGUCUUCUCAUCAAGGCUAUCGGGGAGUCCACUGGUCGGAGUUUGAGUGUAAUCAAAGCAGAUUUGAAGAAAGAAGGAGAUCUCGGAUUAGUCGCUAUGGUUUCCAAGAACUCGAAAAACAGUCAGAAGACUCUUUUCAAACCCAAACCCCUUACCCUCCCCUUCGUGUUUCAAAAUCUUCGGGACAUUGCCUUGACCUCUGGACACUCAUCUCAAGCCAAGAAAGUUUCCAUCAUCACGAAGCUUCUCGCCGCCUGUCAAGAUUUUGAAGCAAAGUACAUCGUGCGAAGUCUGGAAGGAAAGUUACGCAUCGGAAAUGCGGAGAGGUCUGUGAUAAUUGCGAUCGCGCAUGCUGCUGUGCUUGCUGAGAGAGACCGAGCCGAUAAGAAAUGGAGCAACGAGAAGCUUAGCAAGAGAUUGCAGGCCGGUGCUGAUACCCUGAAAUCCAUCUACAGGUUUUGGCGAUCAUCUCGUUCAGCAACCUUGAAUGCUGAUCACUUCGAAUUUCAGCGAACUACCAUCUGCCUCAAAGACAGCACCGAAUCCUUUGUUCUUGACGCAGAAGCCGUUGCUUUCGAUCGAGCGACAGGCAAACUGAUGCCGUUCCAAGAGCUCAGCCGUCGGAAACGAAAGGACGUCAAGGUAGAAGAUAUACAAAUCCGCGUUUGCCUAUUUGCAUUCGAUCUACUUUAUUUAAAUGGCGAGCCGCUGAUUCAAAAGCCGCUGGCGGAGAGGCGCCGACUUCUACGCGCACAUUUCGAACCGGUCUUCGGAGAAUUUGACUUCGCCAAAUCAUCAGACGGGGAAACAACGGAUGAGAUCCAGACUUUCUUGGAACAGAGUGUCAAGGAUGGGUGUGAGGGUCUUAUGGUUAAAAUGAUGGAAACCGACGCGAGCUACUACGAGCCCAGUCGACGAAGUGUCAACUGGCUGAAGGUUUGCCGCUUGAUCACAAGAUGCGCUAGACUCACUGGUAAACAGCUAAAGAAGGACUAUCUUGCCGGGGUUGGUGAUUCCCUGGAUCUAGUAGUCGUCGGCGGCUAUUACGGCAAAGGCAAGCGCACCAACGUAUAUGGCGCGUUUUUGCUGGCCUGCUACGACCCGGAUUCAGAAGAGUUCCAGACGAUAUGCAAGAUAGGGACAGGCUUCAGCGAAGAAGCGCUUCAGUCUCACUAUAAUGUCCUCCAACCUCUGGAGCUGACAAAGGUCCGCGGGGAUAUCAAAGCUGGUGGGGCCAAACCCGAUGUUUGGUUCGAACCGCAAGUUGUGUGGGAGGUGUUGACUGCUGAUUUGAGUCUGAGCCCAAUCUAUACAGCGGCACAAGGAUUGGUCGAGGAACGGGGGAUCUCUUUACGAUUCCCGCGCUUCGUCAGGAUUCGGGACGACAAGUCAGCGGAUGAUAGCACUACACCUGAACAGGUCGCCGAAAUGUACGAGAGUCAGGCACUGGCACAAAGUAAAGGAAAAAAGAAGCGCGCUGGCGACGGUGACGAUGAUUUCUGGUAG
This is a messenger RNA of Mycena citricolor, 2625 nucleotides long. NCBI's taxonomy places the organism in Eukaryota, Fungi, Basidiomycota, Agaricomycetes, Agaricales, Mycenaceae. The record is from the annotation of a GenBank genome assembly.